This is a messenger RNA of Miscanthus lutarioriparius, 1251 nucleotides long. Lineage: Eukaryota; Viridiplantae; Streptophyta; Magnoliopsida; Poales; Poaceae. The record is from the annotation of a GenBank genome assembly.
AUGGAGCUCGCCGUCAGCGCCGCGAGCUGGGCGGUGGGCAAAGCGCUGGCCCCCGUCACGGGCGGCUUGCUGGAGGCGUGGGCGGCCAGCGAAGGGCUCGGCCCCAAUGUCGACGCCCUCAAGGUGGAGCUGCUGGAGAUCGGCAGCCCUUCGCUCAAGGAGCUGCUGAGCAAGCUGCGUCAGCUGGCGUACGACGCCGACGACGUGCUGGAUGAGCUGGAGUACUUCCGCAUCCAGGACGAGCUCGACGGCACCUACCAUGCCGCCGAUGCGCACGCCGGGGGUUGCGUCCACGGCCUCGCCCUCAACGCUCGAGACACUAUCGCUGCUAAGCUCAACCUCUGCUCCGGCGGCUCUGCUGGUGACGUGAUCCUUGCCGGUGAUCCUGCUCUGCAAGAUAAAAACGCGAAACAAGGAUGUCUCUCUGCUAGCGUCUGCUCAUGUGGCGGCCGGCAGACGGUCAGCUCCUUACCGCCAUCUCCUACCAACCAGGAUGAUGGCCAGGAGGCUGCACCACGUGAGACGAGCUCGUCACCACCAGCACCCAGCAACCAGUGCGAAAAGAAGGUUGGCGGUGGAUAUGGAUGCCCGCUCAAAGUCACUUCUACUGCUCGCAGCGCUGCCCAAGUCGUUGGUAAAUGCUUUCCAUGCUGCUCUUUUCCAUCUAACGGCGACGAUAAUACUCACCCUGGCAUGUUGGAGAAAACAAACAUGCCAGAGGAUCAAAGGAGAUUUCUCUGCUGGACGUCCAAGGUACAAAAGGGAAAAAACACUGCACUACCACCAGAACUGAAGUUUAACAGGGUGGACAUCUCUACAAAGAUGAAGGACAUCAUAGAGCAUCUCAAGCCUAUAUGUGCUAAGGUCUCCAACAUUCUGAACCUAGAAUUCAUGGGUACAAACCGUAUCACUGAAAAAGACAUUGCUAAGAAACGGCCUAUAACCACCCCAGAAACUACGGAACCUCAAUUAUAUGGGGAGGAGCAACAAAAGAAAAUAAUACUUGACAUUGCCCAUGGUAACUCUUCUGCUGAUAAUGAACUAGUUGUGCUUCCGAUUGUUGGUCCUGGAGGAAUUGGGAAGACAACUUUUACACAGCACGUAUAUGAAGAACUGAAUAACAACCUUUUUGAGGUCGCAAUUUGGAUAUGUGUCUCCCUCAAUUUUAAUGCUGGUAGGUUGGCCCAAGAAGCCGUGAAAAAAGUUCCUAAAGUUGUUAAUGAAAAAGAAAACAGCAGUGCCAAGAGCUAA